Paraglomus occultum is the source of this 900-nucleotide messenger RNA. The record is from the annotation of a GenBank genome assembly. Lineage: Eukaryota; Fungi; Glomeromycota; Glomeromycetes; Paraglomerales; Paraglomeraceae.
AUGCCUCCAAAGCCUCCAAAACGAAACGUCGAAGACGAAAGUGAGGGCGCUCCACGACGACGAUCCAAACGCCUGCAACUUGCAAGAGACGACUCGGUCCUCGCAGCGGAGGCCAGUAAUCUUAGACUCAGUUCCGGUUCUGGUGAUAGUUAUGACUUGGACAAGCUCCCUUCUUCGGCCUCUCUGUUCAGGAACUCCCACAUUGAGAUAUUGAGAGUGAGAGUCAACCCAGCAUCUGCUGAGAGCGAUGUUAUACCAACAGUUGAAGUACUCAGAAAUCCAGAUUUGGACGUUGAAAAUAUUGACGGAAUUACGAAUAAAGUUCGCACUUUUUUUGCGAACCUGCAUGACGUCGUGAUGAAUGGCAUGCAGGUGGUGGGCACAGAGGAAACAUUCACUGAUACACUUGUGGACGAUCUACUGCGCAUCGUCGUUGGGCUGAAUGAUUGGCCCUUGAGGGUCAGAAAUCAUCCCUUAUGCAGAUUAUACAUUGAAGAUUCACCCCGUGUAUCGUCAGAUCCUGGAUUUGACAAACAUUUGAACAACGUCGGGCCAACCAGUGGAUUCGGAGAAUCCCAGAUCAGUGUGGAGAUUCUCGCUUGUGCAAAUGAGAAUAUGCGUAAAGAGGAAUAUCAAUAUCGGGAUCAGACGUUAUGGGCCAUUCGCACAAUUUCUCAUUAUGUUACGUUUUAUAAGGCCGAUAUUCCUGCCGAGUAUUGGAGAGAACUUGAACUUGGCGUGCCACAAGGUCAGUCUGUUGAGGUUCAAAGAUGGCCGCGUGAGAAUACUUUGUCGUCCGGUUUCGAUCUCGCUCAACCGGCCGGAAGACGAGCCGUGUUGAAAGCUUUAGUCCAAAUUAGGGAAUCACUUUGCAGGAAGAAAACGACGAUGACUGAAUAG